Strongylocentrotus purpuratus (purple sea urchin) is the source of this 2376-nucleotide messenger RNA. RefSeq names its product probable flavin-containing monoamine oxidase A. Bases 88 to 1725 code for a protein of 545 amino acids. The transcript has 12 exons. The record is from RefSeq and is a predicted model, not a curated record. Gene Ontology annotation, molecular function: oxidoreductase activity. Lineage: Eukaryota; Metazoa; Echinodermata; Echinoidea; Camarodonta; Strongylocentrotidae.
AGAAGAGCCGAGAGCAUACAUAUAAAACCUCAUAUUUUGCUUCGCAAUUGCAGCUGUCAUCGAACGGAAAAGGCAAGGUUUCAGGAAAUGGCAGAGAAGAGAGACCAGGAGUGUGACGUGGUGGUAGUAGGGGCGGGGCUGUCUGGUCUGACUGCAGCUUAUCGUAUCCAGCAGAAUGUACCAGGAUGCAAGGUUCUUGUUGUUGAGGCAAAAGAUCGGAUCGGUGGAAGAACGAUGACUGUGGAGAUGCAAGGAGCACAUGGACCUGAUUCGUGGGACCUCGGAGGUCAGUGGGUGUCAAGUUCACAGCACCAUGUCCUGUGGCUCCUGGAAGAGCUCGGUAUAGAACAUUACCCACAAUUCAACAGCGGGAAGAGGCUUCUACAGGCAGGCAAGGAGUUUGGUAUAACCGAACAUCAUGAUAGCAUUCCCUCAUUACCACUACUUUCUCUUGUAGACCUCAACAGAUUUAUCACAAAUUUGGAUAGCGUUGCUAAGUACGUGCCCAGUGAUGAGCCAUGGACAGCGGUCAAAGCUGAUGAGUAUGAUAACAUGACGCUAGAACAACUGGUAGAAGGCUCGACAUGGACAACAGUUGCCAGGGACACCAUAGAGACGGGUUGGCAGGUGGUGAGCGGUCUGAGGCUACGAGAGAUUAGCGCCCUCUCGUACAUGUUCUACCUCAGUUCAUCCGGAGGACUGGAGAAGCUGGUGGAGACAGCCGUUGGAUCGGCCCAGGAGCUUAGAAUAAAGGGUGGAUCGCAAGGUAUUAGUCACCAACUAGCAGAGAGGAUAGACAUCUCCAACAUUCUGCUGUCCGAACCCGUCGUUGCCAUCGACCAGAGCCAACCAGAGAAGGUCAAAGUUCACACACAGUCUGGCAAGCAUUUCACCUGCAAGCACAUCAUUGUAGCUGCUCCCCCUCACUGCACAGGAUCGAUACAGUACUUACCAGAUCAGCCCACAAGAAGAAUACGACUGACAACAUCUAUGCACCCAGGUCAUCUAUUCAAGUUUGUUGCAACGUAUAAAAAGGCAUUUUGGAGAGAAGCUGGUUACUCUGGUGAGAUCGUCUGUAACGGUAGCUGCGCCACGGUACCCGGGUGCAACAAGGCACCCAUUCAGUACGUCCUUGACGCCACCAGCUCAGAGGGUAACCCCGCCCUCGUCGGCUUCAUUGGAAACCCCAGUCUGUGGGGACAAGUUAGCGUUGAUACCAGGAAGGCAGCCAUAUUGAACCACCUAGCAGAUUUCUUUGGAGACGCUGCAAAGAAACCCAUAGACUUCAUGGAAAAGGACUGGGCAUUAGAGCCAUAUAACGGAGGCUGUCCUGUAAGUCUAAUGACGCCUGGUGCUAUGGCAAACUGGGAUACCAUAAGGACACCCCACGGAAGGAUACACUGGGCUGGCACCGAGACAGCCACCCAGUGGAUGGGCUAUCUGAACGGAGCCGUCCAAGCAGGGUUGAGGGCCGCUGACGAGGUGACCCUUGAACUCCGACCCCAACCUCAACGUGGAAGCCAGAGCUCCGAGGCUGCGGAGGAAGUGGGCGGCGGCCUUCUAAGGGCUUUAGAUGGGAGGAAGGGGCAGAAGGAGACGACGUGUCACGGGUAUGAAGGGUCACUCAUCUGGACGAUGGGUAAGCUAGCCGUCGUGGCCGCCCUGGUUGGAUUCGCGAUGAGGAAGGCGUGGCUGGCAGGUGGUAAAAUCAACCUUCCAUUGUAAUGAAGUGUGUGGAAUAUCAUGUAUUCUGUAUACCUGAUUUUUGUAAAAACCCUGCGAUCAUGAAUGCACUGCUCAUGUUUAGCUAAUCUCUGCCAUUAGCCGUGAUCUGGCAAAACAACGUAUGUCUGUUUCGCUACUUCCAAGAUAGCAGAGAUUUUCAAUUUUACAGUUAAAAGUGUUCUUAUUUCUCUCAAGUUGAAUCAUUUUGCAAGAUAUAUUGUCUGGUACAUUUAGCGGAUAAUAUAUUUUUACUAUGAAGGGCAAAAUUAUUCAAUAAAACACUUUUUUUUCAAUCUAUCAAUGAUCUUGUAGGGAUACGUUGUUUUGCCAGCACACGACUUACCAGGGCUUGCCCUUAACUUUUUUUUGAGGUGGCCAGCAGGGCCACUUGGGUAGGAGAUCUGGGUGGCCAAAUGGAUUUUCAGGUGGCCCCACUUUUAUGCGUUAUUAAAUAAUGCAAAUGUUUAAUAAAAAAAUGCAUAAAUUAUACGUGUUAAAAGCAGCAUGAGCUGCAUUUAAUAAUGAAAGGUGAGUGACUCUUUAGACUCUCAUUCCAAAUCCUCUCUCUUUGUUUCUAUACUUCUGUCUCAACUUCACUUCAAUGUUUUUCUCCCUUUCUCCUUGACUAUCAUGCAUCACAAGGACCCCCUC